Molecule: messenger RNA, 228 nt
Organism: Aspergillus costaricaensis CBS 115574
Lineage: Eukaryota; Fungi; Ascomycota; Eurotiomycetes; Eurotiales; Aspergillaceae
Exons: 1
Coding region: 1-228 (75 amino acids)
Source: RefSeq, a predicted model, not a curated record
AUGGCGGACCGACACUCGGAUUCAAGUUACGAUGGUAAAAUUGAAGAAGCACACGUGGCUAUGAAGAUGGACGCUAAAUCAAUCAAUCAACUCUCUUCUUCCGGCAAAGCUGCACAGCAGAACAGGGGGAAGAAGUCUAUUUUGAGCCUCCAGAAUGCAGUAGAAGACUUUAAACGGAAGGAGGAGCAAAGUGGUGAGGGAAGCAGGCGUGCAGGUCAAGGGCAGUGA